GAUUCAAUAUAAUAAUAUUAGUUUUGUUUGUUGUAAUAACUGUAGGAAUGUACAGUUAAAGCGGUGCAAUUUAUUAGAUUAAAUUAUUUUUGGUUGCAUGUUAUUAAGAGGAUUUAUUAAUUUAUUAUUGUUAUCGAAGGAAUUCGAACGUGCGCGUUUUCUGUUUGUACGAUUUUCGAGCGAGCUGACAACCAUGCGAUUUAACCGCGUAUAAUUUUAAAAAUUUCAGCUCGUUCAGUUUUAUUUCAGUUGGACGUUAAAUAGUAGGUGAGCCGCAACGUUCCUCGCUAAUAUUAGUUUCAGUCUCCAGCAGAAAAUAUUAAUAAAAAAAUCAUUUCAAAAAAAUAGUUUCGUGAUUUUCGGUUGAGUUGCGCGUCGGAAAAUCAUCGACCAAGAUAGUGAUUAGCGAAAAAAGCAGAACACAUACCAGCUCGUAAAAGUUAGCAUAAAAUAAAAAAAAACUCGCAAGGGGAUUCGUGGAAUGGCUGGAAUUGCAACUAAUAGUCGUCGAGGAUGGUCAAAUUUUCUAACAUGUCGACAGAUGUUAAAUAUAAUGGUGAUAAUAGGCUUCAUGUUCAACUACAUGUUGCGAGUGAACAUAACUAUUGCCGUUGUGGAUAUGAUAAAAUCGAACUCGACAAUCGCGGCAAAUUCGACGAAUCUCACCACGACAGCCGUACCGGUACGCAGCGACCAGUUCAAUUGGACAUCUUCCCAGAAAAACGACCUUUUAGGAAGUUUCUUCUGGGGUUACAUCUUGACGGAGCUACCAGGCGGCCGAAUGGCUGAGAUAGUGGGCGCGAAGCGGAUCUUCGGCGGCGGCAUGCUGAUGGCCAGCAUCCUUACCGUGCUGACGCCGGCGGCGAGCUACUGGAGUUUCUACGUGUCGGUGACGGUGCGCGCCCUGAUCGGGUUCUUCUUGGGCGCCACCUGGCCGGCCAUUCCCCCCAUGGCCGCCAAGUGGAUACCGCCGUUGGAGAGGUCCAAGUUCAUGGCGAACAUGAUGGCCAGCGCUCUGGGAGCCGCCCUAACGUUGCCCGUUUGUGGUUACUUAAUCACUGUAUCUGGUUGGGAAUCUGUUUUUUACGUAACUGGUGCCGUAGGGAUCGUAUGGUCUGUAUUGUGGUUCGUGCUGGUGUUCGAUUCCCCGGCCCAGCAUCCCCGCAUAACGCCCGAAGAACGUUUCGAAUUGGAGACAAAGAUUGCCGAAAUGGAGAGUUCGAAGACCACCAAGCCGGACAGGGUGCCGUGGAGGGCCCUGUUGACCAGCAUGCCCGUUUGGGCGAUCAUUAUUACCCACGGUUGCUCGGUAUUCGGUUACUUUACCGUGGUCAAUCAACUGCCUACCUAUAUGCAUAAUGUGUUGAAAUUCGAUAUUAAGCAGAACGGAGUUUUAUCGAGCCUACCUUAUUUCGGUAAAUACGCGAUGGCCGUGAUAGCGAGCUUCGUGGCGGACCGGCUGCGCCAAUCGGGCAGGCUCUCGACGACGGCGACCAGAAAAAUAUUCACCGCGUUCGCCUGCUCCCUGCCCGCCCUGAUGAUGCUCAUCCAGUCGAUCUGCGGCAACACGGCGGCGCUGUCGGUGACCGUGUUCACCUGCGCGCUGUUCUUCAACGGCGCCGUGACGGCCGGCUACCUCUCCAACCCGUUGGACAUCGCGCCGAACUUCUCGGGCACCAUCUUCGGCAUGGCCAACACGCUGUCGUCGAUAUCGGGCUGGGUGUCGACGAAGAUCGUGGCGCUGAUCACCGCCUCCGACAGCACGUUCGCCACGUGGCGGUACGUGUUCGCUAUCUUGGUGGGAACGUACGCGUUCGGGGCCGUGUUCUACCUGAUCUUCGGCACGGGGAAGCUGCAGAAGUUCAAUUCGGUGCCGUGCAACGUGGUGCAGGAGAAGGAGAUGCAGCCGCUCAGGACGCAGGUGGAAAUCGAGAAGGAGAAGGAGGCGAUGGCGUGAGGCGAGGCGCCCGCGGGGGCCGGUUAUGUUGCAUAAAAUGCACGCCGGUUGUUGUUUAGUGCGAAAUGACGUUAUCUGCGGCAUUUUAACGUUCCAUUCGAAUAGCCGGUGGGUUGGAUGACAAUCGGUUAUUUGAUCUCAUUUUGGUUGGAAUGCGGCAUGUACUGUUAUUUCUGCGGAUUUGCCGAAUUUUAAUCGGCGCAAUUCAUUAAGUAAAGAACGUUUCGUUUAAAAAAUUAUUUAUUAUCCAAACAAAUCUUUUGAUUUAACUAGUGGAACUAGUUACAUAUUAUUUUUUCGACGCAAAAAAUUCCUAUUUUUGAUUUUGUAAUGAAACGAUUAUUUUAUUAAUAAAAGUAAGAGUGACAGAAAGAGUUAUUA
Molecule: messenger RNA, 2338 nt
Organism: Phyllotreta striolata
Lineage: Eukaryota; Metazoa; Arthropoda; Insecta; Coleoptera; Chrysomelidae
Source: the annotation of a GenBank genome assembly